AAAGCAGUUAUCAGCCUAAAACGGUACACUUUUGCAAGCCCAAAUGAGCACACUGGAUUAUGCUCCUGCAGCUACAGGGAUGUCAAAGAUACCCAGAUUUCAGCCUCAAUCUCACCCCUUACCACCUCUAGAGACCAACAAUGACAGAACAGGACAGAAGCCCUCCAGACUUCAGCAGCUUCAAUCCAACUAUCAACAGAAAAUACUCAGGGAAAAGGAAGAGAAACUCAUUAAUAUGUAUGAAGAAAACCAGAAGAGAGCUCUUCAAAAAAUGCAAACCAAGGGCUCCAUGAGAGAUUUCUUCAAACAACGUAGAGAGAUGGAACAAAAUGGAAAUAUUCAGCAAGCACCAACUAUGACUAACCAUUACAAGAAGAUGAGACAGGUUGGUUCUUCACCAACUGGAGGCACCUGGUCCCCAAACAGCAGACAACAUUCUGGAAGCUCCAUCAAUUCCAUGGGACGUGACAGGAGUAAACCUUUGGCUCCUAUUGACCGUAAUGCUCCAGUACCCCAGAAACCUCAAAGACAUGGUCGCCCAAAAACCAAAGAUUCCAUUGUUGAAGAAAAAAAGCAACAUUUUAAUGGGAAUAUCAAGGGUGCUCAUGCAAGUUCCAAUGGUGUCAGCUACAGAUCUGAGAGAUCUCCAGUGGGUGAAACCCCUCCUCCAAACAUGUCAAACCUGAAAAGUAUUAGAAAUCAGAAAAUUAACAGAUCUGGAAAACCUCCUUCUGGAAAACCACAACAAGCCAAGAUGUCAGACUUCCAGAAAUUCCAGAUGGAUCAGGAUCAGGCACGAGAAAAUAGGUUAAAGGCUCACAGGGAGGCACAAAGACAGGAAAAUUCAGGCUAUGAGUACGAAACCAGCGAGGAUGAGGCAGAUGAAAAUGAAGAAAAUAAUUACAAUCCUCAAGAGGAUAUUGCUAGGAAACAGCGAGAACUCAUGGAAAGAAUUGCUAAUCAGCAGGCUGAACUGGAGAGGAUCAGACUUGAGAGAGAACGGGAAGAAAUUGAGGAAAAGAAGGAAAUGGAAAGGAGGAGAAAACGAGAGGAGGAAAGAAGAAAGAGAAUGAAAGAGGAGGAAGAGAGGAGGAAAAAAGAGGAGGAGGAAAGAAGAAUUCAAGAAGAAGAGAAAAGAAUUCAAGAAGAAGAGAGAAGAGCUCAGGAGGAAGAGGAAUUUCAGCGAAGAGUUGCUGAAACAAGAGCCAACAGAGGAAACUCAUACAAUACAAGGCAGCCUUAUGAAUAUGAGGACCCACACUCAUCUCACUAUGAUGACAGAACUUACAGGAGGGAUUCUCCCGCUGAACAGUAUCAGCCAACACCCCCACCUAAGCCAAAACCAGUUAGAGUACAGAAAAGGCAGCCUCCAAAACAUGCUGCUCCUGUGGAAAGAACUCCCUCCCCACAGUUCACUACCAAUGAUAUUUCAAUGUAUGAGAAUGCUGCUAUGGAUAGUGAGGCUUAUGCAGGGAGCAAAAUCAAAAUGGCACAGUGCUCCAACUGUGGCAGGAAGUUUGCAGCUGACAGACUGCAGCGUCAUAGGAAUGCUUGUGGUAACGCAACCAAGAAGCGAAAGGUGAUGGACCCCACAAAGAUGAGAGUGGCUGGGACAGAAAUGGAGCAAUAUGCUGGUAAACACAGAUCCAAGACUCCUCCGAAGAAAUCCAACUGGAGAGCAGAGAGAGAAAAUUUUAUUAAGGCUCUCCGUUAUGCCAAGAAAUGUGCUGAAGUUGAGAAAACUGGAGGUGAUAUACGAAACAUAACUCCUCCACCUGCGGCUGAAAAUCCUAGCUACAAACAAUGCCCAUAUUGUUCACGGAAGUUUAAUCCUGAUGCUGCAGAAAGACACAUUCCUAGAUGUAAAGACCUUAACACCCGCCCUGCCCCAACCAGAAAGGGAAGGCGGUAAACUUAUUACUUCAAUUUGUAUUAUCUGUCUAUUUUCUGUAGAAGCGAGACAAUAUGGAUGACAUAAUGUUGUCCAAUUCUUGAAAAAAAGAUGAAAAAUGAGUUAUAAUUAUUGUAUUCAAUUGUUGAAUGACAGGUAAUUAUUGUUUUACAUGAACAUUUAAGUGCUAUCCUUUUGAGAGUAUAUGUUCUGAUUGAGUUGAACUGUUUAAGUAUGAAUAUUCCUACAGAUGCACUUUUUAAAAGAAUAACACAUUGGAUUGUAAUAAAUGUGGAAUGUAAUGGAAGUUUGAUUCACUGUAUUAUUUGUACUUGGUUAGAAUUGUAUUUAAUUUUUAUGUGUUUUUGAUUAAUCUUACUUACAUUAGCCAUAUUUUUAUGCCCCUGAUUGCCAAGAAGUAGUCAGUAAUUAGGCUGUAAUAUCAGUUAGCUCACAGAGUGUUCUAGAUAUAUAGCAUUUUUAAUUAAAUCAUGUGCUUAUAAAAAAUUUUAAAAUUACAAUACUGAAUGAAAAUACGUAGAUGCACCAUUUGAGAUUUUAAAAACUCACAUUAUAUUGCAUAUGUUUGAACUUGUUCCCAUGAUAUAAAUAUUUCUGUUCAAAGCCUAAAUUAUAUAGUUCUUCAUUGUAAUAGAUGUAUGUGUCAGAAAACUUCCAAAUAAACAGCCCAUAUUCAAGUAUUUAUAUGUUUCUUAAAAUGUUAUGAAUUAUUCAUGUUUGUCAAUUUUAGUUAAAUAAAUUUUGUCACCUACACACAAACCACAGAGAUUUCCAAUGAAUUGAAAAAAAAUUGUAAUUUGAGCUUUAUGUAAAAUUUCAUUCGCAUAUAUUGCAUUUUCAAUUUGACCCAUGUUGUGUUCUAUGAGAGAUACAAGAAUUUUGUUUUACACUAG
This is a messenger RNA of Saccostrea echinata, 2805 nucleotides long. RefSeq names its product zinc finger C2HC domain-containing protein 1C-like. NCBI's taxonomy places the organism in Eukaryota, Metazoa, Mollusca, Bivalvia, Ostreida, Ostreidae. The transcript has 4 exons. Bases 44 to 1912 code for a protein of 622 amino acids. The record is from RefSeq and is a predicted model, not a curated record.